Messenger RNA from Oryzias melastigma (Indian medaka), 2257 nucleotides. Its product is annotated as solute carrier family 66 member 2. The record is from RefSeq and is a predicted model, not a curated record. The transcript has 5 exons. NCBI's taxonomy places the organism in Eukaryota, Metazoa, Chordata, Actinopteri, Beloniformes, Adrianichthyidae. Gene Ontology annotation, biological process: phospholipid translocation; retrograde transport, endosome to Golgi. The coding region runs from base 214 to 948 and encodes 244 amino acids. Gene Ontology annotation, cellular component: endosome; trans-Golgi network.
CCAAGCAGACAAACACGGACCAACUCACCAAACUCCUGCGUUAUAACAGCUAAAUGAUGGAGGUUUCAGAUGGAAACAUCAAGAAAAUGGGCCCGGGUGAGGCCCUCUGGAUGCCUCCUCUCUGCUGAGGCCCCGUGGCCGUGGUGACCCCGUUCCUGCCUCCUCCCGGGGGUUUUCCCCAGACUCCAGCCUCCCCAGGACCUUUUCGGUGUGAUGGAUGAGGAGGUGAUUCUGCAGGAGGAAGCCGCUCAGGGUUCCUGGACUCUGCUGUCCCUCCUGGCGUCCCUCCUCAUGGUGUUUGGAGGAGCUCUGCCGUACGUCCCGCAGUACCAGGAGAUCCAGAGGAGCAGCAGCACAGAAGGCUUCUCCACCCGAGUCUGCCUGGUGCUGCUCAUAGCCAACAUCCUGCGCGUCUUCUUCUGGAUUGGGAAGCAGUUCGAGCUGACUUUGCUGCUCCAGAGUGUGGUGAUGAUCCUCACCAUGUUCGCCAUGCUCCACCUCUGCUGCACCGUCCAGAACUCCAACCGCGUGAGCACCAAGCAGCACCGGAUCACAGACCUGAACCUUCAGUACUUCUGGAAGUGGAGUGCGUUUGAAGACUACCUGCUCUUCUGCUUCGGCUUGGCCGUGCUGUGUUCCGUGGUCUCCCUGCUGCUGAUGGACUCCGGCGUUUUUGUGGAGACUCUGGGUUCGCUCGCCGUGACGUUCGAGGCCAUGCUGGGCCUGCCGCAGCUGCUGCAAAACUUCAACAACCGCUCCACCAAAGGAAUGAGUGUGAAGAUGGUUCUGCUGUGGACGGCUGGCGACGUCUUCAAGACCACCUACUUCAUAACCAACCAAAGCCCGGUCCAGUUCUGGCUGUGCGGUUCCGUCCAGAUCCUGAUUGACGUGGCCAUCCUGCUCCAGGUGCUGUUAUACAGUCAAGACACUCGAGUCAAGCUCGGCUGAGUCCGAACAAGUCACGACUUUCAGGGAUUUUCUCUCGAUUUCUGUGAACGAAGCAAAACCAAAAGCAGCAAAGCCAAAUGGAUCGUGUUUUUAAAGGAGCGCCGUCACCGUCAAACAUCAUCCAAGAGAGCUUACAGCCCUCAGAACAAAAAAAAACUCUCCAGUUUAUAUUUUGUUUGACAAUUCUGUGAUCAGGAAAGUGUGGAAGAACUUGUCAACAGCAGGUCCAUCCUUCUGCGCCCCGACACCAGAACCUCCUCUGGAACCUGCGCCCUGUUCUUGUGCUGCAAAGCGUCCGUUUGUGUGCAUGUUUGUGCGCAUGUUUGUGCGCAUGUUUGUGUGCAUGUUUGUGUGCAUGUUUGUGUGCAUGUUUGUGUGCAUGUUUGUGCGCAUGUUUGUGUGCAUGUUUGUGUGCAUGUUUGUGUGCAUGUUUGUGCGCAUGUUUGUGUGCAUGUUUGUGUGCAUGUUUGUGCGCAUGUUUGUGCGCAUGUUUGUGUGCUUUUGCUGCAGCGCCGUCGUGUGCAGCGGAGAUGGAUUUCUGCCAUCGGCGUUCAGCAGUGAGUCAAGGCCGUCGACGCUCAGAGAACAGAAACUCUGCCGGCGAUCAAUCUGAAAAAUAAUGUGUAAAACGAGGAAAACUGUCAACAUCCUGAACUCAGUCAGAAAAAAGGUAUUUCUAGUCUCAUUUUCUUUAUUAUUUCUUAUUUUUCUCACCCAAAAUAUGUUCAGAAAGGGGAAAAACUUAAAAAAAUGUGUGUUAUUUGUCUUUAUUUGUAAGUUAUUUCAACUAAAAGGCUUUAUUUUUAUCUGUAGUAAAAUGUUCCGUUGAGUUUGUUGUUGGUCAAGUUCUUCAUUUUUUUGUAAAUGUGGAAUAUUUGUGGUUAUUAUUAAUAGAUUUGAAUUUUUCAAAUAUGUUGUUUUUAAACUCUAAAAAAGUAAUUCAACAUUUAAAUGUAUUUAUGCCUUUAACUUUACAGUAACAGAAUUUCACAUGUUGAGCAGCAGUGAAAUGAUGUAAUUGUAUUUAAACAUCCAAACUAUUUCCUUUUUGUAUUGUAUUUAAAGGCGUGAGUGGUGUAAUUAGGUAUAAUUAUGACUUAAAAUACCAAAAAUCAUGUUGUCAGAUUAACAUGGAUUUUGCUUUAAUCUUUUAACACUGGAGCUUCAUAUAUUCUCCCGGAUGUUCUCUUGUUUUUGUAAUUUUACAGCAUUUUUCAGCAAAUAAAAGCAACUUAACUGAAGAAAGAAAGUAAUUUUGUCAGGAAUUUGUGAAAAGUUUCAGUGAACAAAUAAAGUGUGGUAAAAGUGA